AAGGACGAAAAUAACAUAUUAAAAAUAAAUAAAGUAGAUUUGCAAGGACCAUUUGAAAGAAAAAGAAAAAAAAAAAAAAAAAAGUAAAUACACCAAAGUGCACGCGUCGAUUCCCAAAAAUAAGUAUUUCUCUCGUGUUCUCCUUCUCCUUUGUUCAUACAAUAAUAAAAUUCUCCGCCGUGGUGCCUUCAUUUUCUCUGCUAAUUCUCCAGUUCCCAUUCACCAUUUAAUCUCAUUUUCCAUGGUGAUGUUGGAGCCAACUUGUGUGAACCUCGGCUAAUCCCACGGGUUACCCGCUGCCUCCCGUCAAGAGAGGUAAAGGUAACCUUGCUUGCCAAGACUUACGCAGAUCUAAGGAAUUCAUCCCGACUCUACCGGGAUUCGUGCUAUCGAGGCUCAGUGACUAAUUCGAAAUCUGCUAUCUAAAUCAGUGAUUAGCAAUGCCUCCAAACCCUAGGGUUGAUCGUGCCUUCCGUGCUAUGAAAACUCUCGGGAUUCCUGGAGAUAAGGUGAAACCAGUUCUGAAGAAUCUUCUAAGAUUGUAUAACAAAAAUUGGGACCUUAUAGAAGCAGAGAACUAUAGGGCCCUUGCAGAUGCAAUAUUCGAAUCUGAUGAAGCAAAGGAUUCUGAAAGUACAAAGCCAACUGAGAAUCAAGAGGCGCUGGUGCAAGAUGAGCCUGAACCACUUUUGAAGAGGCAGCGGUUAAAAAAUCAAUCAAGUCAACCAAAUGAGUCUGUUGAAUCUCAUUUGCAAAACCAGUCACUGGGUGUUUUUGAUUCCCCUCAGGCCAUCGGCAACGAAUCACUUGGUAGAAACAAAGGAAAGCAGCCCAUUUUGUCCAACUCAUUAGCAGCACAGGAAGGAUUUCCUUCAUCUCAGCCUUCUGGCGUGGACAAGAGCCUUUCGGUUCCUAGGAGAGCUGGAUCUACUUCUGGUUCUGCCAUCCCAGUGUCACCUACUAAGAAUGUUAUUGCUAAUCACACUUUUAUCAAACCUAAGGAUGAGCCAGUCACUGAUGACCUGCCACAUCUUGAAGUUCCUCUUGCCGUCACCCGCCCAGGUUCAUCGAGUAAAGGAAAAUCUCCAGUUGCAAGUGGUUCGUCAAAAGGUAGACAGGAUGAUUAUAACACAUCGGCAACUGUAGUUGAAUCAGAUACAAACGAUGGAAAUCCACCUUCUCCAGUUGGAGCAGCUAACAGCAACGCUGAAACAAACACGAUGAAAUCAUCUCCUUCCACCUUGGAGAUAGCUUCCUCACAAUCCGGAGAGGUGAAAAUUGUCUUGAACUAUGGCUCAGUUCUUGGUAAAUCAGAUUUUCACAUGCCUACUCUUGAUGCCGUGGUGAAGUUAAUGGAGGAUAAAUGUCUCAAAGGGUACAAAGAACUCGAUCCUACUUUUUCUGUGAUGAAAGUCAUGACAGAUGUUUGUCAGUGCUUCUGGGAGAUGGGCAGCGAAUCGACAAAUAAAUCAUCUGCGAAAUGAGCGAAAUGUGUCGUAUGAAGCACGAAGCGAGGGAGGAACGAAGACGGAUUAACUUAGCAAGACUUUAGAUUGAGCUAACAACAUUUUGUGUUAAGCUUAAAUUGAGCUUAAUAACAACUCUUCCCAAAAUUCUGUUUGUUUCUCUUUUCUGUGUUCUUUUAUGUAGUUAUGAACUGAUAAAGUCUAAUGUGUUUGUGAACCUGUGUUCUUGAAAAUGAAGACAAAAGGUUCUUCCAA
This is a messenger RNA of Capsicum annuum, 1721 nucleotides long. RefSeq names its product probable inactive histone-lysine N-methyltransferase SUVR2. The transcript is spliced from 6 exons. Lineage: Eukaryota; Viridiplantae; Streptophyta; Magnoliopsida; Solanales; Solanaceae. Bases 441 to 1484 code for a protein of 347 amino acids. The record is from RefSeq and is a predicted model, not a curated record.